Molecule: messenger RNA, 678 nt
Organism: Penicillium coprophilum
Lineage: Eukaryota; Fungi; Ascomycota; Eurotiomycetes; Eurotiales; Aspergillaceae
Product: aspartate/glutamate racemase family protein
Exons: 1
Coding region: 1-678 (225 amino acids)
Molecular function (GO): amino-acid racemase activity
Source: RefSeq, a predicted model, not a curated record
AUGAAGAAUAUUGGAAUCUGCAUCCCAACCAUUGAAGGCGGAGUCAUCGCCCACCAAGAAAUCGGACGAGAAGCAGCGCGCCGGGGCAUUGCUUACCCUCAAAUUGUCACCCACACACUUGUCUACGAAGAACUGCAACAUGCACUCAGGUCGGCCGACAAUCAGUCCUUGGCAGAGUUAAUAGCUCACUCCAUCAACCGCACCGCCAAAGCUGGCGCGGAAUUCGCCAUCAUCAGUGCGAAUACUCCGCACAUCGUUUUUGACGAGGUCGUGGCGCAGUCAGACAUCCCUGUUCUUAGUAUCCUCGAUUUCGCUACAAAUCACUGCAAAAAUCAAGGCUAUAAGACCGUCGGAGUUCUAGGCACAACCUGGACUGUCAAAAACGGUCUCUAUGAUGGUCCAUUGCAAGACAGGGGCAUGACUGCGGUCUAUGCGUCUGACACUGACCAGGUCAUUAUCAUGGAUGCAAUUUUGCAUGAGUUGGUCAAUGGAACUGUCCUAGAAAAUACGAGGCGCGAGUUAGUGCGCAUUGCUAAGGAACUUGCUACACGAUGUGAUGGUAUUAUCCUUGGAUGUACCGAGUUGCCGCUUGUUCUUACAGAACAAAACUGCGGAAUCGAGGUUGUCGAUACAACACGUCUUCUCUCCCAUGCGGCUCUCGAUUUUGCGAAGGAUUGA